UGGAAGCUUCUGGAUCUCAGACAAAGGACGCUCUACAAGCGAGUGAUGCUGGAGAACUACCACCACUUGGUGUCACUGGGGUUUACAAGCAUCUGUUCCUUGCAUCAAGCCACAGAGAGCCCAGGACAUAGAGGCCCAGGACUUGGAGAAAUCGGGAAAGAGCUGGGGCAUGCUCCCCCACUGCGCCCCUGCCUUUGGGGUUGCAGGGGAUCCUUUUGUUCUGUUUCUUCUUUUAGACUCUACAGAUUCCACCUCAGUCAUCUAACCCCACAGAGGGAGACUAGCUUCUUCCCCUUGGUUGUUUUUGACCCUUAUCAGGCAGAUCCGGGGUUCCCCAGGGAAGUUGUGGAUUCCUCAGUGGAGUCUGGCAUAAGGAACAGAGACAUCUGCUCUGUUUGAUGGUGAAACAGGGGGCUUUGGCUUUCGGGGCACAGGCAGCCCUUCAGCUCUGUCUGCUUCUUGAUACUGCCUGGGGCCUUGCUCCAACCUUCUGUUUGUCCUUCAGGGUCUCCACACUGAUCCCCCAUUUCCCACAAGCCAGCCCGUCCUGCAGGCCAAAUAAUAACAUCAUUAUCCUCUUGGGCUGAAUCACCACCUACUUAAGAUUCACCGUGCAUGCCUGACCCCUGUACACUCAGAGCACCUUGCUUCCUUAGAGGGACUCUGCCGUUUCUCUGGACCUUCCCAGUGGCACUUUCUAGAGAGUUCUUCAUUCUCUGUUCCUGAAGAUACUAAUGCUGGACUGAGUCCAGGAGUGACUAACCUGCUUCCUUUUCAUGGACAGGGUUUUCAUCCUCCAAGCCUCACCUGGUCUCCCGGCUAGAGCGAGGAGAGGGGCCCUGGGUAGCAGACGUCCACAGGAUGGGGACCACCACAGGGAUGCAGGCAGGUGACAGGAUGAAGAGCAAACCGAUAAUUUCAAAGCAGAAAAAUUGUCCAGAAGAACUCACAGGGGCUGACCUUCAGGGUGGCAACAAGGGCCAGGUAGCCGGGCGGUCAGAGGAAACACUUGAGCACAGACGGAAACAUGCUUAUUGUCCACAGACAGGUUUCAGCAGGGGUGACCCUCCCAGGGAGAAAGGCCAAGGCAGCUCCCCAGGUGAGGAAAGAGAGAUACAGAGAAGUAGCUGCAGAGGUAGGCAGGAUUUGGUUCUAAGGCAGCAGGGUUCCAAAGGCGCAGAGAAACAGUUCCUGUGUCAGCAGUGUGGGAAAUCCUUCAGCCGGAGCUCCAACCUCAUCAAGCACCGGAUCAUCCACAGUGGCGAGAAGCCCUAUGAGUGUGGCGAGUGCGGGAAACUCUUCCGGCGCAGCUUCGCGCUCCUGGAGCACCAGCGCAUCCACAGCGGUGAGAAGCCCUAUGCGUGUGGCGAGUGCGGGAAGACUUUCACACGCAGCUCCAACCUCAUCAAGCACCAGAUCAUCCACAGUGGUGAGAAGCCCUACGAGUGCGGCGAGUGCGGGAAACUCUUCCGGCGCAGCUUCGCACUCCUUGAGCACCAGCGCAUCCACAGCGGCGAGCGGCCCUACACGUGCAGCGUGUGCAGCAAGGCCUUCAGCAGGAGCUCCAACCUCAUCGAGCACCAGCGCACACACAGCGGCGAGAAGCCCUACACGUGCAGCCAGUGCCCGAAAGCCUUCAAGGGCAUCUCCCAGCUCAUUCACCACCAGCGCAUCCACAGUGGGGAGAAGCCAUUCGAGUGCAAGGAGUGUGGGAAGGCCUUCCGGGGGCGCUCGGGCCUCAGCCAGCACCGGCGGGUGCAUAGCGGUGAGAAGCCCUAUGAGUGCAGUGAGUGCGGGAAGACCUUCAGCCGGCGAUCCAACCUCUUCAAGCACCAGGUGGUGCACAGUGAGGAGAGACCCUACAAGUGUCAAGACUGCAGGAGGGCGUUCCGCAGCGGCUCCAUCCUCCUGGAGCACCGGCGCACCCACAGCAGCCUGCGGCCUGGCGCCUGCGGCCACUGCGGCGAGGCUUCCAAAGGGAAACCGCAGCUCGGCCGGAAGCCGAAAACUCACCGCGGAAGGAAGCUCUCGGAGGGGAGCAACUCAGAAAAGGUGCCGGCCUGCCUGGCCCUCUGGAGAGCCACUGCGGAGCCCCGCCCCGAGGACGAGAAACUCCGUCCAGACUCCUCCCACGCCACCGCCCCCAGCGCCUUCUGACGGGGUGCACUGUGGGAGGGCUGGCUUUAAAAUGAGGCCCACCUUCCCCACCUCAUCCCCCUCCCUUUGCUCAUUGAUGAUGCUGCAAUUGAAGCACCGAGUGCGCCGCAGGCAGACGGGCCCCUGCGCCCGUGCCGGCUCCUGUGCGGUGCGCACGGGCGUGUGUGUGCCACCAAGGUGCACGCACAUUUGUAUUCCACCCUGGAGCCGCUGAAAGUGCUCUUGCCCCAUGUGCCUGGGGCCUGAGUGCUGUGGGUGGGAGGGAGCGGGUGCCUUGAAUUA
Molecule: messenger RNA, 2439 nt
Organism: Eubalaena glacialis (North Atlantic right whale)
Lineage: Eukaryota; Metazoa; Chordata; Mammalia; Artiodactyla; Balaenidae
Gene: ZFP92
Product: ZFP92 zinc finger protein
Exons: 3
Coding region: 862-2157 (431 amino acids)
Biological process (GO): negative regulation of transcription by RNA polymerase II
Molecular function (GO): DNA-binding transcription repressor activity, RNA polymerase II-specific
Source: RefSeq, a predicted model, not a curated record